AUGUCUGAAGAAGCCCCAGUAAAGGCCGUCCAGGUCAAGCUUGUGUUGCUCGGCGAAGCUGCUGUCGGAAAGUCGUCGCUUGUCCUCCGAUUCUGCUCGGGCGACUUUGACGAAAACACCUCUCCCACCAUCGGCGCUGCUUUCUUGACUCAAAAAUGCCGAUUGGAAAACAGAGUGGUCAAGUUUGAGAUCUGGGAUACCGCCGGUCAAGAACGUUUCCACUCUCUCGCACCCAUGUACUACCGUAACGCCCAGGCCGCCGUCGUGGUGUACGACAUUACAAAGGCUAGCUCCCUUGAAAAGGCCAAAGCUUGGGUCAAGGAGCUUCAAAGGCAAGCAAACGCCAAUAUCGUCAUUGCACUCGUCGGCAACAAGUCUGAUCUCGUUUCCGCUUCGACAUCUCCCGCAUCCCCUGCGGAAGGCGAGGACGGAGAGGAAUCUGAAGAGGCUGCCGAGGCCUCGGCGAGUGGAGAGGAAGAUGCUCGACAAGUAUCCACUGCCGAGGCUGAACAGUAUGCGAAGGAGAGCGGAUUGUUGUUCUUUGAGGCUAGUGCAAAGACGGGAAAGAAUGUCAACGAGGUCUUCACCGAAAUUGCCCAAACAAUCCCCUUCGACUCUGCCCCCAAGCCCGCUGCCGGUGCCCAGCAAAAUGCCAGGCGAGACGGUGCCAAUGCCCAGGAAGGAGGGAGAGUGAACCUGGGAGAGGGUCAGCAGGCCAAGAAGGGCGGAUGCUGUUAG
Messenger RNA from Cryptococcus wingfieldii CBS 7118, 738 nucleotides. Its product is annotated as rab family protein. The coding region runs from base 1 to 738 and encodes 245 amino acids. Gene Ontology annotation, molecular function: GTPase activity; GTP binding. Lineage: Eukaryota; Fungi; Basidiomycota; Tremellomycetes; Tremellales; Cryptococcaceae. The record is from RefSeq and is a predicted model, not a curated record. The transcript has 7 exons.